Knipowitschia caucasica is the source of this 1017-nucleotide messenger RNA. The record is from the annotation of a GenBank genome assembly. Lineage: Eukaryota; Metazoa; Chordata; Actinopteri; Gobiiformes; Gobiidae.
AUGUCCGAGAGCCACGACACGAGGGGGGCGGCUGCCACCCCCAGCAUCGUCCCAGGACUGCUCCCUGGACUGCAGAGCGCCGAAUCCAGUGCUUUGCAAAUAAGGAUAAAGAACUCAAUAUGCAAAUCUGUUCAGUCCAAAGUGGAAAACAUUCUGCACGAUGUUGAGAAAUUCUCAGACAUUGAAAAACUCUACCUCUACCUUAAGCUGCCUUCUGGUCCCUGCAACACCCCAGAAAAAAUUGACCAGAAUGCCCUCUCUUCAAGUCGUACACAGCAGACCCAUGCAUUUAACUGGAUACGAAACCAUUUGGAGGAGUAUCCAGAGACUUCUCUUCCAAAGCAAGAGGUUUAUGACGAGUACAAGAGUUUCUGUGACAACCUCAAUUACCACCCUUUGAAUUUAAACAAAGCUGGAGAAGGGUGUGACAUUCUUGACUCUCCUGCACACAUGAGUGGGAUAAAAGAAGAAAUGCGCUUUGCAGCUUGUGAUCUUGUUUGUGAAUGGGCCCAAAAAGUUUUAAAACGUCAAUUUGAUGAAGUGGAAGACUUGGCUCGUUUUCUGGUUAGCAGUCACUACAUAAGCAACAAGUCUUUGUCAGCCCUUACUAUUAUGACUGGAACUGCAACAGAGAGAAGAACUCCUCAGUCAAUCUCAUCUUUUGUUCCCGCUGCAGACAUAAACACAUUUCAAUCUCAAGUCACUGCAUUGUCACCCCCUUCUGUUGAUGCCAAGCAGCAGCUACAAAGGAAGAUCCAGCGAAAGCAACAAGAAAUGAAACUGCAAUCACCUACUCCAGGAGAGGACCAAAACCAACAAGAGAACAGUGUGCUUAAUAAUCCUACCCGUCCCACACCUCAGCCACCAAUAGGCAUUAUGGUUGCAGCUGUUCCAAGCCCCAUUAUGACUCAAACGUGCCAACAAUUAUUAUCCCCAAGCCCGGCCGCUCCCAUGGAAAGCCAGCAUCUGCAGGGAUCAGAACCCCCGCAGAAGAAAGCAGACCCAGUCAAAGCAUAA